Messenger RNA from Glycine soja, 1668 nucleotides. RefSeq lists its product as uncharacterized. Bases 468 to 1427 code for a protein of 319 amino acids. Lineage: Eukaryota; Viridiplantae; Streptophyta; Magnoliopsida; Fabales; Fabaceae. The record is from RefSeq and is a predicted model, not a curated record. Gene Ontology annotation, cellular component: membrane. The transcript has 8 exons.
AUGUGAACUUUUUACCUAGUAAAUUUGUUGAUCAAUAUUUUUAUAUGUUUUAUUUAUUUAUAUGUAUGUCGGGUAGAGAGUAUCACAAAAGUCAACGUCAAUUCAAAAGUUUUAUCUUUAUACUUUAAAAUCAACUUGAUCAUGAGUAACAUUUAAGCAAACUCAAUACUUGCAAAUAAAAUCCCUUGUUUUACUUUUAGAAGGAAAAAACUUGCUGAUGUUUUGAAUCAUAGGGAAGUAUAGCAAACAGUUAUAUCAUAAAGUCAACUGUUCUUGCCGUUGUUCUGUCUUUCAGUUAUGUGUUUCAGCUGGCCCUGCCCUUGGCCUCUGGCCCCAAGAUAUCUUCAAACUUCAAAGUUUCUCUUGUUUUGUCUUCUUGAAUUCCACCUUCAUCAACCUAGAGCCCCUUAAAACUUAAAAGUGUCCUAAUUUAGUUAAUUGAUCCCAUACCAUAGUCUAUUCCUUUAAUGUCAGGUGGUGAAGACACUGAGGGCUACAAGUACUGGUUUCGAUGGCAAGUGCCUGUGUGUGCUUUGAUCCUUAUUGUCUCCAUCAUAACAGCUUCCAUGCAAAUUGUAAAGGCCAAAGCACAGCCCUUUUACCACAAUCACUUGUGGCUUCCCUGUUGGAGAAAACUCAGUCCUGUGUGGCUUUUCUUCUCUAGAGCUUUCGCGUUCCUUUGCUUGGCUCACCUUCAUUUUGAUAUCAUUGCCUUGGAUGGAGCCUUUCCUUUCUAUUUUUAUACUCAGUGGACUUUCACAUUAGUUAUGAUAUAUUUUGCAUUGGGGACAAUAAUAUCUGCACACGGAUGUUGGCAGUACAUAAACAAACCUCCGCUUCAAAAUGGGGAAAUGGCUGAGUUUCUGAGAAGGGAUUUGGAAGAGAGUACAAACUCUAUUGCCUAUAGAGAGAAAGAAACAAAAAGUUCCAUCAGGUUGCAAAGCCAAUAUAUCCAAGAGGAGUUUAACCAAAGAGUAGGAUUCUGGGGUUACCUCAUGCAAAUUACUUAUCAGACUAGCGCAGGGGCUAUCAUCCUAACAGACAUUGUGUUUUGGUGUGUUAUUGUCCCAUUCUUAUCAAUUUCUCAUUUCCAGCUAAACAUGUUGAUGGUUUCCAUGCAUAGCCUGAACGCUGUUUUCCUUCUUCUGGAUACAGCGUUGAAUAAUCUUCCCUUUCCUUGGUUUAGACUCUCGUAUUUUGUGCUGUGGAGCUGUGGCUACAUAAUUUUCCAAUGGGUCAUCCACGCCUGUGGUUUUACAUGGUGGCCAUACCCAUUUCUUGAGCUUAAUACCCCAUGGGCUCCAGUUUGGUAUCUGUGCUUGGCAGUAAUUCACAUACCCUUGUAUGGCAUGUAUUCAUUAAUAGUGAAAGCAAAAAAUACGAUUCUUCCCAGAUUCUUCCCUCGUGCAUUUUUGAGGACAUACUAGUUUGGUUGCCAUAGGAAAUUACAGAAAACUAGGAGUGACUUGUUCACGUGUCUUGACAAACAAAAUUGGGUUUACACAGGUUCCCUACAGGCUACAAGGGUUCUUGCAAAUGGUUCAAAUUAAUUAUACUAGUAGUAUUGGAAAAUUUUCAAUGAUUUGUAUAUUAUAAGAAAUUCCAUAUCAGAUCAUGCAAGUUUAACAAUGAAAAGAAGAGGCGCCCUGAGCAUGAUGUUCAUUUUCA